AAUGGAGGCAGAAGGCUGUUAUGUCUCUGAACUGCGUUAAUUACUUGUGUGGACAAAGCCUGGGAAGACUGCUUGCUUUGUUCAUCUGUUCAUGCAGGAUGGCCUGGAUCAGAUCCCUGCCAUCGGGUAAUGGAGGGAGCCAAAGCUGAGUGUGUGGCAGGUGAUGGGAAGGAGAAGCCUGAUGGAACAGAGGUGGUUCACCUGAGGAGAACGAUCGGCCUUCUGCCAGCCAUCUCCUUCAUCUUUGGCACUGUGGUGGGCAGUGGCAUCUUCAUUGCGCCCAAAGGGGUUUUAAUGAACAGUGGCAGUGUGGGGGUCUCCCUUUUGGUAUGGGCACUGUGUGGAGUUCUUUCAACAUUUGGGGCCCUUUGUUAUGCUGAGCUCGGUACAACCUUCAAGAAGUCUGGAGGGCAUUAUACCUACUUACUGGAGACCCUCGGGCCUCUGCCUGCCUUCCUUAGACUCUGGGCAGAAUUCAUUUUCAUCAGGCCAGCUGUCGCAUCUUAUGUUUCACUGGCGUUUGGUCGUUAUGUGGUGGAGCCCAUCUUUGCCCCAUGCACAGCACCAACAGUACUGGUUGCGCUGGUUAGCAUCCUGGGAGUCACCUUCGUGGUAGCGGUGAACUGCUGGAGUGUGACUCUGGCUUCUCGAACACAGGUCACACUGACCAUCAUCAAGACGUUCGCGCUGAUACUCAUCAUCAUUCCAGGGAUCAGAGCACUUGCACAAGGACAGACAGAGCACUUCCAGGGCGCAUUUGAUUCGGACACUCUUGACCUAACCAAACUGCCUCUGGCAUUUUACUCAGGGUUAUAUGCUUAUGGUGGAUGGUUUUACUUAAACUAUGUCACAGAAGAAGUGAUAAACCCAAACAGAAACAUCCCAUUGGCAAUCAUCCUGUCAAUGGUGACAGUGACGGUGUGUUACGUGCUGGUCAACGUUGCUUACUAUACAGUGAUGUCUGCAGACGAUUUGCUCAUGUCUGAUGCUGUGGCUUUGACUUUUGCCAACCGUGCCCUCAAGGGCCUGUCCUCGUUGAUACCUAUCCUGGUGUCGGCCUCCUGCCUUGGGGCUCUAAAUGGUGGAUUCUUUGGAGUGCCAAGGAUGCUGUUUGUGGGGGCAAGGGAGGGCCACUGGCCAGCUCUCUUCUCCAUGAUCCACAUCCGCAGACAGACGCCACUACCAGCUGUGCUGCUCCUGUAUCCAAUGGUGGUGGUCAUGUUGGGAAGAGGGGACAUCUACCAGCUUAUCAAUUUUGCCUCCUUCUCCCGCUGGCUCUUUAUUGCCAUGGCAACCCUUGGGAUGCUCAUUCAUCGAUACCGUUUCCCCGAGUAUCCAAGGCCCUUCAAGGUGCCUUGGGUUAUCGCAGUUAUUUUUACUGUGGUGUGCUUCUUCAUCGUGGGCCUGUCUCUGUACUCUGACCCCUGGAACACUGGGGGAAGCUGCGCCCUCACCCUGUCUGGAGUGCCUGUGUAUUACCUGACUGUGAAGCGCCAGCACCUUCCACAUCGCUUGAGGCGUGCUUUCAACUACAUCAGUAGGCAGCUCCAAAUCCUCUUGGAGGUGGCGCAGCAGGAGGUCCCAACUUACUGAGGGCGUUUGCUGGUUCUGGAUGUGGGAGUCAGUCAGUGAAGACCAAUGGAGCAUCAGAUAUCAAAGAUCACGUCUCACCUGAAAGUGUCCAGCUUGUGCUCAUGGCUGAGGCCAAUGCCAAUAUAGUUACACAUCAUAGAGCACCACCCUAGUUUUCAUUUUAGAAAAUGCAACAAAAUUCUUUUUAUUAAAAAAAAGAGGAAAAAGAA
Molecule: messenger RNA, 1802 nt
Organism: Clupea harengus (Atlantic herring)
Lineage: Eukaryota; Metazoa; Chordata; Actinopteri; Clupeiformes; Clupeidae
Product: cystine/glutamate transporter
Biological process (GO): amino acid transmembrane transport
Cellular component (GO): membrane
Molecular function (GO): L-amino acid transmembrane transporter activity
Source: RefSeq, a predicted model, not a curated record